CCACCCUCAUUUCAGCCAAUCACAAUCGAGAAAUCUGGCGGCACCAUGCCGAAGGGUAGUUUCGUGAUUUAAAUCCUAAAAGGAACUCUAUUACCGCGGCGUAACGUUGCAUUUUACAUGGCAUGAAGUAUUAAUAAAAUCCGCAUUCAUAUUUUGGAUUACCAUGAAAACUGUAUGUAUUUUGAUUUAGUGUAUUUCCGUUCUCAGACUAGUCCAGAGCUUGCAAUAGCAGAUAAGUGAGAACAAGAACAGAGUGAAGUGAUUACAAGUGAAGUGACAAGUGCAGCAGUGAAGUUUUUCUUGGAAGUGUAAAGCUCAGGUCUCAAAAUUCAUUUCCCGCUGAUGUCCUACGGCAGUGAGACGCCGCAUAUCUGGAGUAGCUCAUCUGGCGGUGAGGUGUCUCCGUACGGUCCUUUGUGGGACGGGCCGCCGGCGCCGGUGCCUUACCCGGACAUCCUGGCCUUCCCACCCGCCGACCUGGUGUGGUCGGCGGGAUGCGGGCGCUCAUCAGCUCGGUCGACGCCGGGCGGCAAAAAGCCGCGACGCCGCGUCGCGUCCGUCGCACAGCGUCGCGCCGCCAACAUCCGCGAGCGACGACGAAUGUUCAACCUCAAUGAAGCCUUCGACAAGUUACGACGAAAGGUGCCGACGUUCGCAUACGAAAAGCGCCUGUCUCGCAUCGAGACGUUGCGCCUCGCCAUCACAUACAUCAGUUUCAUGUGCGAGCUGCUCCACGGCUCGCCGCAGCCGCACCACCCAGCGCACCCCUCGUUGCACCCCCCGCGACACGUCUUCGACGCGGAGGUGCCCUGGUGUGCUUAAUGAAAGAAUAUACAUAGCUAGCGGACUUCUUAAAACCCUACCCCUACCCUAAGUCCUGUGUCCGUCUCCUGGUACUAAGCUACCUCUCCACCAAUUUUCAGCCAAAUCGGUUAAGCCGUUCUUGAGUUAUAAACAGUGUAACUAACACGACUUCCUUUUAUAUAUAAAGGAAGAUAGAAGAUAGAUAUACCUAUAAAUAAGUCUUGUUACUAAGGCAACAGUAAAGCCUGAUCGUGUCUCUGCGCAGAUGACAUUUUCAAAAAUCCUUAUAAACGACGUAAUCUUGACAUUUUCAAAAAUCCACGACGAAAUCUUUAAUUAUCCCAAGAAAAUUCUUAUUCAUACCUAUUCAAACAAGGGUUCCCCGUUGACUACGGAACGCUUAAAAAGAAAAAUAACGAAUUGACUGUUAAGUUCAAUAUAAUUAUUUAAAGCUUUAACUCGAUCUAUUGAUUGUAUACAGGAAGAAAAUUUUUUUAGUGCGGAUAUUUUUAUAUUUUGUACAUAAACAAAAUUUAAUGAUCACGUAUUUUUUCUUUUUUUUUUUAACUCAAAAAAAACAAAAUUAUCGUUAGCUAAAGUUAUUUACUUUUGAACAGAAUUUUAGGGUCACCCUAUUGUGCGUUUAUUUUAUUUUCGUUUGAUACCUAAAGGACGUCACCAGAUCACUUUUAAGCUGAAUAUCUUGUUUAGUAAUAAUAUGUACAUUAUUUUGUUAUUUUAGAGACAUAAAUUAAAAAAAAAAAUACAUAAAAUGUAUCGAAAUGUUUGUAGAUUUAUAUUCUAUAAAUGAUACAGAACCACGAAAAAAAAUAUCCGCACUAAAGACCGAAUCACCCUGUAUUACUGAACACAAGGCUUCUCUCAGUAUGAGAAAGUUUAUUCCACAGUAGUAUGAAGAUAGACGCUGUCUUAACUCAUGUAGCCUGUAGGGGCAGUGGCAGAUUUUUGAACUUAUUUCUAGUCGAAAGUAUUGCCCAAAAACAAGUUAUUCCAACGAGAUUAAUAAUAAUAUCUUCGCAGUUUGGCGUGUUGCAACUUUAGCAGGGUUACCAUUCAAAUAAUGAGUCACUACGUUGUUUUUCAUCGUAAUUUCGUUUUUGAAACAUAAUUAGUAUUGUGUUUUCAACGAAAUAACAUAAUUAUGGUAUUUUCCGUAAAGUGGCAUUAGUAGUGGCAGUAGCAUGUAUUAACGUUAUUUAACAAAAAAUCGUUAUAGGUAUACGUAAUUUCGUUGAAAUGUUUAAAUGUUUAAACGAUCGUAAAAACAAAAAAAAAUACUGCCACUUGAUGCAACAUGGCGUAGAUUAGGUCAUUUCGUUGAAAUUACUAUGUUAGAUGAUCACAAAAACGAAAAUACGACGAAAAACGAUGUAGUGACUUAUUAUUUGAAUGGUACACCGAGUUGUCUACUAGGGCCGCAGAACUUUCUAGGAAGUUUGGCGUAUACCUGUCUUAUAAUCAUGUCUUCCAUUAGCUAUUAGGGUAUUAAUAUUAUUCAUAAGUAACCUAACUAGCACAAAGAAAAUUAAGUAUGUAAUUGCAAUUUCUACUGCAUUUCUUUCGUUCAUCAUUAACAGCCGAUGGACAUACACUGCUGGAAGUGUUGGAUAUAGGCCUUUUGCAUGGACUUCUAAACACAACGGUCUCAAGCUGCCAGCAUCCAGCGGGUCCUUGCAACCCGCUUGAUGUCUUCGGUCUAGUUGUAGGUCUACCAACACUGCGCUUUCCGGUGCGGGGUCACCAUUCCAUGAGCCGACCCAAACCUGAAUGGACCCCAACGUCCAUUGGUUCUUCGAACUACGUGGCCUGUCAAAUGCCACUUCAGUUUCGCGGCUUGCUGAGCUAUGUCAGUGGCUUUGGUUCGUCUGCGGAUCUCCUCAUUUCUGAUUAGAUCACGCAGAGAAACUCCAAGCAUAGCUCGCUCUAUCGCCCGCUGAGUGACUUUGAGCCUUCUAUUUAAAGCAAUUCUAUGUAAAGUAAAAUUAUAGAAAGAAGGAUUGAUGUCUAGAAUUGCAAAUCCCUGUACUAUAUCGGUCUUUUCUCCGUGCUAGUUUUUUUAGUAGAUAAGUAGUUGGUAUUUUAUUGUAUAACCUUUAAUUAUGUCAAUCAGUAGUAACUCGAUACCUUUCCAGGUUACCUACUAGUCAACUACUACGUAUUAAGAUUAGCUAUAAAUCAUAAACAUAAUAUUUAAAUAAAA
Bicyclus anynana (squinting bush brown) is the source of this 3025-nucleotide messenger RNA. RefSeq names its product protein Fer3-like. The transcript is spliced from 4 exons. Gene Ontology annotation, biological process: regulation of transcription by RNA polymerase II; developmental process. Lineage: Eukaryota; Metazoa; Arthropoda; Insecta; Lepidoptera; Nymphalidae. The coding region runs from base 343 to 822 and encodes 159 amino acids. The record is from RefSeq and is a predicted model, not a curated record. Gene Ontology annotation, molecular function: RNA polymerase II transcription regulatory region sequence-specific DNA binding; protein dimerization activity; DNA-binding transcription factor activity, RNA polymerase II-specific.